Molecule: messenger RNA, 1098 nt
Organism: Lactuca virosa
Lineage: Eukaryota; Viridiplantae; Streptophyta; Magnoliopsida; Asterales; Asteraceae
Source: the annotation of a GenBank genome assembly
AUGGAGAAACUCCCACACUGUGUUUUAUCAAACAUAUUCAUCGGGUUUAGGGCGAAACAUCUUGCUCAAAUGAGGACUGUCUCCAAAUCCUGGAAUGCUCUGUUAUCUCAUUCCUCCUUCAUAAAAUAUCACCUGGAUCAUUCAGUUGAUAGCAACAAUGAAAUUCUCUUGAUCUUCAAAAAACCAUUUUCUUUUGACUCUAAACCAUUUACAGUACACCUCUCUCGAUCUCCCAAUCUGGAUCUCGCUAAUUUCAUCAAACUCCCACUUAAUCCCCAAUCUAAAAACAGAAGUGGCAGUGUCGUUGGAUCUGAUGUCAUCAAACUCCCACUUAAUCCCCAAUCUAACGGCUUAAUAUGCUUUGAAUACGGAUCAUAUGAGUAUUCUGAUGUCAUCUACAUAUGGAACCCUUCUCUCUCUGCCUUGUUAACUCUCCCACCCUAUUCAAUGCCCUCUGAAUGUAAUGCUUGGAUCUGUACUUAUUUCGGGUUUGGGUUUGAUCCCACAACUGAUGAUUACAAAGUUGUAAAAGUUUUAGGCAUCAUUGGUUCAAAAGUGGACACUACAGAGUGGAUGCAAGUUGAGGUUUACAGCAUGAGAAAGGGGACCUGGGAGUUUAUCACUCAAAAGAUUCCAUCACACCUCACAAAUAUUUAUGAUCAAGAUGUAGUUUGUCAAAAUGGUGCAGAGACAUUUCGUGAGAUACAUCUUCCAGAUUCUGUACUAGAUUACACUGUGUAUAAAAUCUCAAAUCUUUUAGGAGUUUUUACUGGAAAACUUUGUGUAAUGUCAAGCUUUCAAGCAAGUGGAUCAACUAAAUUUGAGUUGUGGGUGAUGGAUGAGUAUGGGGUGGCUGAAUCAUGGGUGAAACUUCAUGUCUUUUCCCCUUGUGAGUUAAAUCCGCGUGGAAUCAUAUCACACAAUGAGUUCCUUUUUCAAGAUUUAAGAGGUGAUCUUGCUUUGUAUGAUCCAAUUGCAACUAAAUUCUUCAAGUUUCAGGGUGAAUGUAAAUGGAUACAUAAAGUUGUUCGGUAUGUUGAUAGUCUUGUUUGGGUGUCACCUGCCAGCUGCUGCAGCAUCUCUCAAUUUCAAUUUUGA